Molecule: messenger RNA, 2515 nt
Organism: Branchiostoma floridae (Florida lancelet)
Lineage: Eukaryota; Metazoa; Chordata; Leptocardii; Amphioxiformes; Branchiostomatidae
Product: death-associated protein kinase 1-like
Exons: 10
Coding region: 1-2166 (721 amino acids)
Molecular function (GO): protein binding
Source: RefSeq, a predicted model, not a curated record
AUGGACGGGUACGAGUUUCUGAUUGCUGUGCAGAGGGGAGACGUGCAGGCCGUGAGGAGGUGUCUUCAGGCUGGGAGGGACGUCAAUCACAGGUUUCUGAAUGACAGGACCGCACUCCAUUGGGCCAGCAGGGACGGGAACACUGAGAUGGUGAAGCUGCUGGUUCAACUCGGAGCUGAUGUGGAGGCGAAGGACAAGGAUGGCUGGACCGCACUCCACGUGGCCAGUUUGCACGGGAACAAUGAGACGGUGAAGCUGCUGAUUCAACUCGGCGCUAAUGUGGAGGCGAAAGACAAGGAUGGGAUAAAACCACUGGACCACAUACGUGACCAAGACCACAGACGUUUCCUGAAGAAUCUGGCCACAGAGGUUCCAUACCACAAACUAAUGAAACAGUCCGGUGGGGUGAAAGUCGACAGGUUUAAAAUGUGUAUCUGUGGACCACAGGAAGCUGGCAAGUCUACACUGAAGGAAAGCCUGCAAACCGGACCUUUCACCGCCUUCUUCCGGGACCGAAUGACUCCAGACCAUCAGCCACACGAGCCCACCCCUGGUGUGAAUGUGGGAACAACCAACAUUCCCAGUGUGGGGGAGGUCAGUGUGUGGGACUUCGCUGGACAGUCGGAGUACGCGGUAACACACAGCAUGUUCAUGAAUGCAGAGAACACAAUCUUCGUUGUAAUGUACAGCAUCAUGGAUGAUUCCCGUACACAAGAGAAAAAGGUCCACUGGUGGCUGUGUUUCAUCAAGUCCUGCAACACAAAGAGUAAACCUAACGUCAUCCUCGUGGCCAGUCAUGCGGACCAGACUGAUGCAGGAGGACACCAAAAGGCAUCUUCUCUCCUUGAGCUGAUGACGUCAGAGUUCAGGAAUCAACUGGACAUUUCAGACGAAGUGUUCCUGCUUGACUGCAGAAAGACUCGUAAAACCGACAUGCGGCGUCUUAAAGACCUUUUGACGAGACUGAAGGCCCAGCUUCUAACACAUCAGCGAGCCGUACCCAAACUGUGUGCUGAAAUCAUCAAGUGCCUACCCAAAUGGACCAAGGAGAAGUGCAGCCCAAAGUGUCCCGUCUUGAGAUGGACAGAGUACAAGGAGGCUGUGAUGGAGAUGAUGGGGAUCGACAGCUUGGCUGAAGAAGAUUUUCUCAAGGAGUCUUCGAAGUAUCUGAACCAACUUGGGGAGAUCUUGUUUGUCUCCUCAACUACUGAGCCCAUUGUUGUCCUGGAACCCAACUGGCUCUGCACGGAUGUCUUCGGCAAAGUGAUGGCACCAGAAAACUUCCCCAUCCAUCUGAGAAGACCUGAGGGUAUUGGUAUUGUCACAAAAGAAGAGAUCCAAAAAGUGUUCAAAGACGUCACCACCGAUGUCGAUCUCCUGAUCAUCCUGCUGCAAGAGUUCCAGCUCUGCCACACCUUUGAUGGACAGGAGUUCAUCUUCCCCGGGCUGCUGACACAGGCCAUGCCUCCAGAGAAGUGGAAGCCGACCGCAGACCCCGCCAAGACCGUGUACUUCGGCAAGCAAGUCCAGUGUGCCGACACCACCGACAUGUUCUCCUCCGGGUUCUUUCCUCGUGUGCAGACCCGCCUGAUGAGGCAGCUGAAGAAUCGCCCGCUGCUGUGGAGAGACGGAGCCAAGUGUUUCGACUGUAACGUGGAAAGUCUCAUCAAGCUCUCUCCAGACGGCCGUGCGGUCAACAUCGGUGUGCGAAGCGAGCAAGCCGACAAGCCGAGCUGCCAACAGAUGCUCCAGCUGAUAGAGAACAUCCUAACCAACGAGCUCGACGAGUGCAGCCCAGGCACCACUACAGAGGAGAGGGUGCUCAGCGCUCGUGCACUGAGGGAACACAGAGAAGAAGUUUACUCCUACAGCAUGGAUCAGAUCGACAAGGCCAAAGCAGAAGACGGCAUCGUCCAUCACGACAUCCUUGGCUUCUCAGAAGACGUCAAUGACCUCCUGUACGGCGGAAGAGACGACGAGGAAGAAGAGCAAGGAGCCGUUGGAAACACGAUCAAACAGACGAUUGUGUACGGGAGCGGUAACGUGUUUUUGAGAGCAGGUGACCAUGCUCACAUCGACAUGCCAAGCGUCAUGCAAGGUGACCUUGGACAGCUACAGAUUGAAGGAAGUUUGCCUGAUGAUCUGGGACAGCUACAGUUGGAGUAAAAUUAGUCUGAUGACCUGGGUCCCAUGACAACCAUCAUUAAGUUAGAAGGAAAUGGCCUUGGUUACAUGGAAUGACUUCGGUUGUAACCAAAAAUGUACCUGAUGAUCUGCGACAAGUACAGAAUAGAAAGAACAUUCGUUGCUUUGAACACCAAACACGCCUGUUGAACAGCAAUUUAUUUUGGCCCCAUCGUGGUUGUCACCGCAGUUUACGGUGCAGUAAUCAAUAUGUAUCGAUUUUGCAGAACUGAAUCCACAGGACAUUGUAUCUUAGAGUAGUUCGGAAGAUCUUCCCAUGGUAUGAGACAGUUAUGGAGGUGAUGGCUUUGCUGGACAAAUGCUUUUUAAU